Molecule: messenger RNA, 1369 nt
Organism: Myotis lucifugus (little brown bat)
Lineage: Eukaryota; Metazoa; Chordata; Mammalia; Chiroptera; Vespertilionidae
Gene: PPM1K
Product: protein phosphatase, Mg2+/Mn2+ dependent 1K
Exons: 7
Coding region: 334-1344 (336 amino acids)
Biological process (GO): protein dephosphorylation
Molecular function (GO): cation binding; protein serine/threonine phosphatase activity
Source: RefSeq, a predicted model, not a curated record
AGCUGGCCCCCAGCUGGCAACACAUUCUCGAGAAUUUCCCGCAGAAGAGCCAGUGGCUGUUCUGCUCGUUCCAAAGAUCGGAAACAUCGGAGAAGGCAAUUUAUUUACCAACCAAGAAAGCCCCUCCCCCGACCUCGUUAGCUAAUUAAACGUUUUCCAGGCACUUAACCAUCACGAGUGGAAUGUGUUACUUCUCUUAGAUACUUGAUAACCAGAGAUGCUGUCUCCACCUCCUCCAACCUUGUCAUAAAAGAAUUGCUUCAUUUUUCUUGAAGACAUUCCAUUAUUGUUCAUUGACCUUUCCCUGACUACUGAGUCCUUUGGAUUUGAGUUAUGUCAACAGCUGCCUUAAUUACUUUGGUUAGAAGUGGUGGGAACCAGGUGAGAAGGAGAGUGCUGCUAAGCUCCCGCCUGCUGCAGGAUGACCGGCGGGUGACACCCACAUGCCACAGCUCCACUUCAGAGCCCAGGUGUUCUCGGUUUGACCCAGAUGGUAGUGGGCGUCCAGCCACCUGGGAUAAUUUUGGGAUCUGGGACAACCGCAUUGAUGAGCCAAUUCUGCUACCGCCCAGCAUUAAGUAUGGCAAGCCAAUACCCAAGAUCAGCUUGGAGAAGGUGGGCUGUGCCUCACAGAUUGGCAAACGGAAAGAGAAUGAAGAUAGAUUUGACUUUGCUCAGCUGACCGAUGAGGUCCUGUAUUUUGCGGUUUAUGAUGGACAUGGCGGGCCUGCAGCUGCUGAUUUCUGUCAAACCCACAUGGAGAAAUGCAUCAUGGAUUUGCUUCCCAAGGAGAAGAACUUGGAAACUGUGUUGACCUUGGCUUUUCUAGAAAUAGAUAAAGCCUUUGCGAGUCAUGCCCAUCUGUCUGCUGAUGCAACCGUUAUGACCUCUGGGACUACUGCCACAGUAGCCCUGUUGAGAGACGGUAUUGAGCUGGUUGUCGCCAGUGUUGGGGAUAGCCGGGCUAUUUUGUGUAGAAAAGGAAAAUCCAUCAAGCUGACCAUUGACCAUACUCCGGAGAGAAAAGAUGAAAAAGAAAGGAUCAAGAAGUGUGGCGGUUUUGUAGCGUGGAAUAGUUUGGGACAGCCUCAUGUGAAUGGCAGACUUGCGAUGACAAGGAGUCUUGGAGAUUUGGAUCUUAAAAGCAGUGGUGUGAUAGCAGAACCAGAAACAAAGAGGAUUCAGCUACAUCAUGCCCAUGACAGCUUCUUGGUCCUCACUACGGAUGGAAUUAACUUCAUGGUGAAUAGUCAAGAGAUUUGUGACUUCGUCAGUCAGUGCCAUGAUCCCACUGAAGCGGCCCAUGCAGUGACUGAACAGGUGAUACAGCUGAGCUUCUGCUAGAAAAGUCCCCCUGGGGGAGGGUGGG